UCUAGGAGGGUGGGAUCUGCCGGAAUACAGGUAGGCAGCAGUAUUGGCGUGUUAGAAGAAGCGAGCUCAAAUAUCGCCCAAGAUCAUUAUCCUGGUGUUGUAGCGUUUUAGUGUUUUCACAACGAUCUGCUGGUAGAGGGGACCAUGCCGAGGACCACGUCGAUGAUCCUGAACCUCGCACCGAGAUUCUGACCGAUCCGAGAGCUGGGAGGCGCAUCUCUUUUCUUUAAGGGAGCCCUGUAGCGCGUCACACCGCCCGUCGUUUACACGCAACUCGCAAAUCAUGCAGACGGAUCCGGUGCUGGUGGAGUCGUUGGUGGUGUUCUCUAUCGUCCUGUGCGUGCACGUGGCCGUGUGGAACCAGCUAUCAUGGUGCUGCAUCGCUUUGGCUGUCCAGGCCUUCUACGUCCAGUACAAAUGGGAUCGCCUCCUGCGAACGGGAGCGGCGGUCUUCCAGUUCCGCCCGUCAGCCAAUAGCGGCGUCUUGCCGGCCAGCAUGCUGCUUCCGUUGCUCGGGCUCGUUUUACGGGUUCGCUGCGUCGCCGUGGGGAACGUCCACUUCGAGCGGUUCGCGAUGGUGAUCACGGUGACGGGGAUGAUGUUGGCGCUGUUUUUGUCGCUCAUUGCGCUGGGAGUCACGCGGCCGGUGCCCAGCAACACCUGUGUGAUUACGGGAAUCGCUGCCAGCGCCAUCGUCUACACAGUCAAACAGACACUGCUGGUUUCGGAGGUGAUUGAGGUGCUGGAGGUGCUGCUGAUUUUUGUCUACCUAAGUCUGAUCCUCCUCUAUCUCCUCCCGCGCUGCUUCACACCCGGAGAAGCCCUGCUCAUCCUGGGUGGCCUCAGCUUCAUGAUCAACCAGCUGAUCAAGCGCUCGUUGAGCACCAGUACCAGUACCAACACGGACCCGCUUCAUUUCUUCCUUCCUGUAGCCGUGGCAGGACUGGUCAUGCUCGGCCUUAUCUUUGCCCUCCUCUUCCUCUUUAUGGAAUCCGGAACAUGGGCAGCGUCCGCCUUUUUUCACGUCAUGACAGCCGUACUCGGCUUGGGCUUGCUCGUUCCUUGGUUGUCCCUCCUCACUGGACACCACCCUGUCAUCUGGAUUUUAGAAUUCCUCACGCAUAACAGUGCCCGUCUCUGGUUGUUGGCAUACUGGACGUUCCUGGUUUCGGCUGCAGUGAUCGUGGUAGUGCGUCAGAACACCCGGCGCUCAGAAAGCACCAAGAAGUACCAAGCCUCCACGACUGUAAGAAAGUACUUCCACCUCCUUAUCGUGUUAACCUUCGCUCCUGGGUUGGCACUCGAUCGCCCUCUACUGCACCUGGCAGCCGUUGUAUGUCUAGCAUUGUUCCUUUUCCUGGAAUUGGUGCGGAUUUUCCGGAUUCGCCCGCUGGGCUCGAUGCUGCGCAGGUCGCUGGCUCUCUUCCUGGAUGAUAGGGACUCGGGGCCAAUUAUCAUCACGCAUAUCUACCUGCUUUUGGGAAUUUCAAUUCCCGUGUGGCUCUCGCAAGCACCAUGCAUGUCAAAAGGAGGAGGGGCAGGAGCCGGGGGAUUGGCACCCUAUGCUGGCGUCCUAGCCGUCGGGGUCGGAGACACCGUGGCGUCUAUUUUUGGAAGCACAGCGGGUGAGAUCCGCUGGCCGGGCACCAAAAAGACUUUCGAGGGCACCGCGACCUCAGUGUUUGCACAGAUCAUCGCCGUGGCCAUGUUCCUGAUCGCAGAUUCCGGUGUAAACUUAAACGCCAGCUAUUCGUGGGUGGUGGGCUCCAUCGCUAUGGUAGCCAUGCUGGAGGCGUACACAUCACAGAUCGAUAAUCUUCUGUUGCCGCUGUAUUUAUAUGUCCUCUUGAUGUUAUGAGCACGCGUUAACGCGCAUACACACGCGGUCCUAUACAUAACGUUGUCCAUGAACAUUUUUGGAUAUAAAACUCUACACGAAUACAGUGCAGGGUCCAAAAGUUUGCACCCCUUAUCCCGAAGAACCUUUCAUUUCUUUUUUUCCCCAAACUUAUUAUUACUCCCCGUUUGUUUUUCUCUACGGUUUUAGUAGUAAAAUAUCCAUUUUAACUGAACGAAAUCUGAACGCAGAUGAUGGAAAAACGUACCGUGGUCCGUAGUAAGGUCGAUAAACGACCGUGAAACGCCGCGUUAGGAGCUUACACGUGUGUUCGUUUGCCUGGAACGUACGACGUCACAACAAUUUUGAAUACAGGAAGUGCUUUAUAAAUGUGAGGUAUUGUGGCCAAUAUAAAACAAAUCACAAAUAUCAGUGCUGAAGGAGCUCAAAAAAAAUUUAAAAAGCAUCUGAUAUCAUUUUAUAUUACACCCCUAAGUGUUUACGGUCAUUUUUAAUCACCACAGAGAGUCAGGACCUCGAUUUAAAAGCUCAUCCAAAAGACCAUGCUGUUUUUACAGUAUAGUGUCCACACCACUAUACUGAGGCAUUAGGGUGAGCACCCCCUGCUGGCCACUUCCAGUAUCAACUUUAGUUUUCCCCUAGGAGGUCUCACAUUCGAGUAUCGGCCAGGCUCAACCCUGCUUAGCUCCAGUGAGACACUGGCACUAAUUUAGAGUGCUUUUUUUCACAUGCAGUGUUUAGUACACCCCCUUGUUGUUAUUUGAGAGAACAGGACUCUGGCAUUGACCAAAAUAAUCUAGAUGAACUCACGCGUGGAUGGACUUGCAGUGAGACCGUGAUUCAACGCUGAACGAAUUAAAAAAAUAAAAUAAGCUGUGAACGCUUUGUUUGCUUCGUUCUGUUGCCGUAUUUCUGAGCAUAUAAUUAUCAAUUAUUUUUCGGCGUGGGGGGGGGGGGGGUAGAGGCUGGUCUAUAAAUAAAUAACAGUUUAUAGUUUCUAUAACAUAAUUGAUAAUGAACUAACUUGUCUUGUGGAUGUUCCAUAACAUGAAAUGUUGCUGUAAAUGGUUAAAAAGCAUGCUGUAUCAAUCAUUUAAUAAAAACAUAUAUAAUUAUUGUCAAAUUUCUGUUAUAUAAAUGGAAUAAAACGCUUCCAAAACCCGCUUUGGGGUGUAUCGCACCACCCUGGCGCGGAUUAUUUCCGUAUAAGAGCA
This is a messenger RNA of Ictalurus punctatus (channel catfish), 3072 nucleotides long. RefSeq names its product dolichol kinase (gene dolk). NCBI's taxonomy places the organism in Eukaryota, Metazoa, Chordata, Actinopteri, Siluriformes, Ictaluridae. The record is from RefSeq and is a predicted model, not a curated record. Gene Ontology annotation, molecular function: dolichol kinase activity. The transcript has 2 exons. Gene Ontology annotation, cellular component: endoplasmic reticulum membrane. Gene Ontology annotation, biological process: dolichyl monophosphate biosynthetic process. The coding region runs from base 284 to 1858 and encodes 524 amino acids.